Caenorhabditis auriculariae is the source of this 3415-nucleotide messenger RNA. Lineage: Eukaryota; Metazoa; Nematoda; Chromadorea; Rhabditida; Rhabditidae. The record is from the annotation of a GenBank genome assembly.
AUGGAUGACUUCUACGAGAAGUACACAGGUUUGCGUUAUGCUGCUGAGUCCGUUCCAACAGAAGAUCGAUUGAAAAAUUUUUUCAAAGAGGUUACCUUUGGUUUCAGACUGUUUCGCAUAAUUUUUUUCAGAAUGAAGUCGCGAUGAACGAUAAAAUAAAGCAAGAAGUCCAAAAGCAAAGGUCUGAAAUUGAAGAGCACGAAAAGAAGAUCAGAGCGAGGGUUCAAGAAUAUGAAGAGAGAAUGAUGGGUAUGAAGAAGAGGUUAGGAUUUGUAAAACUGAAAACAAUGUCAUGAAAAACGUAUACCUUUUUACGUAUUUAUUUCAGUACUCAACAGCUUAACAACGAGAUGAAGAAGAUUGAGCAAGAAUAUGUCAAUUUGAAUCUAAUCAGUAGUGGUAAGUUGAGACUCGGGAAAUUUUCGAUUAAAAGUUUUUUGAGGCCUCUCUGCGACGGAAGAAAUUGAAAGAAGCCAGUCUGAAGUCGCGGAUCUUGUAGAGGAGGCGUAUUCGGCCAAUAGAAAUAUGCAGGAAUUGUCGAGCACUUCAAUGGACCAAAUUGAAAGGAAAAUAUCUUGUGAAUAGUUACAUAGUUAUUCCAAAAUAACUCUUCGGAAUUUAAGUGUUGGAAGCCGCCAAGAGACAAGUCGAAGAUGUUGGCAAGAAGUUUGAAAGUGCAGAAGACGACAUUUCGGUAUACUUAAAACAGAAAAUUUGAGAAAAUGGCCGAUUUCCAGAGUUUUCGGGUAGCCGUUGAGAGUGCGAACGAAAUCAAAAGUUUUAUUGCGUUGAAGAAAAAAGAGAAGGCUGAACUUUUGGAAGAAUUGAAGAGUCAUGCAGCGAAGAUCGGUUAGAUUUCAACUUUGAAAAAUCAUACUUUUCGGAUUUCAGAAAGUUUGAGAAACGAAAAUGAGCAAACCUCGAUUUGCGUUGAGAAUGGGAAUACUGAGCUCCAAAAGGUAACAAUUUUUAUAAAAUCAGAGAAGAUUAUUGUUUUCACAGCAUCAUGACCAAAGUGCUGAAUUCCGGGCUAAGCUGUCGUCUAUUCAAUGCGAGAGAUCAGAGCCGGUCGUUGAGAAUCCAGAUAUUGGAAGAUUGGGAGCUUCCCUGAAACAGAACACGGCGGAAAUUGUUUGAAACACGCGUCAAAACUGUUUAUCGCAGUGUUUAGGAGAAAUUGUCGGCGGCGCUCGUUCGAAAUGAAGCUUUGGUACUGGAAGUUCGGUCUAAUAACGAGGAAACGUUGCGGAAAGGAACGGAAGAAGUUUCCCUCCUGAAUGAAAAACUUCGGGAAAUUACUGCUCUGAAAGAGGUCUUCAACUUAAAUCUUCUGGAAUUGAAAAAAAAAAUUUAAUUUUUAAGAUUUCUUUUGUAUUUCAUCAAAAAUUUUUUUCCAUCAUUUUUUUCCCUUGACAAAAAAAUUUUUGCAUUCGAUUUCUGUAGUUUCACUUCGUUUAGAAACAAGUCUUUUUCUUUCUGACCACUCAUUUAAAUUAAGAAAAACUGUCAUUUGGAAAUUAAAUUGUUGAGUCAACCCAAAAAAAUUAUAGCUUUUCUUUUAUAAUUUAUUUUGAUUAAUUAACAAAAAUAAUUAAUCCAGUUUUCAGGAAAGUCCGUGAAAAAAAAUCAAAGAAAAUCUGCUCUCCGUGCUAGCCAAGAAGAAGGUUUUUCAUCAAAGAAAAGGUUUUUUUUUCAAACUUAUUGACAUUUUGAACUAAAUUUAGCGCGCUCAAUUAUCCGAGCGAGCCAAGAAAAAGGAGGAAUUUUUGAUGAUAAAUAACGAGGUUUGUUUUUCUUUUUUGGAAUUUUUUGGUAAUUGAUGCUCUUUCAGAUCUUGGCGCAGCAGUUGGAGUUGAGAAAGAAAAGAAGAAGAGUUGAUUGAAGUUGACGCCAGUGGUUUUAAAGAGGUUUCUAGGAAAAUUUAUAGAAUUUUUUCGAUUAUUUUGACAGUGUUCGUAUCUGGAAGCCGAACAAGACGAAUUGAAGCUGAAAUUGGCGGGUCUCGAAAAAAUGGAGAAGAAAAAUGAGGUGAAAAAAGUGGACUUAUAAGCGAAUGUGUUUAUUUCUGUAGGAUAAAGAGAAAAAACUGCUAUCCGCCAAUAUUGAGCUCCAACAUGAGAUUGAAAAGUUGCUGGAAUCGCUCGCUGUUUUCAGAAAGCAGGUCUGAAUUUCCAAAAAUUCUUAAAACAUCCGUAUUUUUCAGGCUGAAUCUGAAAAAAGUUUGGGCAUUGCUACGGGUUUCCUGAAAGAUUGUAUGGAUGAUGUGAACUCGGUUUAUAUUUUUUCCCCCUUUUUUUGUGAUUUUAUGAUUUCCAGCGUGCGUUGGCUCUCCAACGCCUCUCCACGCGCAAGUCGGUCGACGUCUUUGGUUUCAUUCUUUAUUUUCGAUCUUUUGCUGAAAUCCGGACUUUCAGAGCCCAAGGUGACGCCGACCACUCUGGCUUUGGGUUCCGGAGAAAGUAUUGUUCAUUUCUAUCCGGAUCACACCAGCACUCCCCUCCCUGCCACUGAUAGGUUCACUUCUCACGCUUGGGAAAAUUUAUAGAAUGAGAAAAAAAUGAUGUAAUAAGUUCCAAAAAGACAUUUACGCUCUCCAGAAUUCAGAAAGGAAAGGGAAUUAUUCAAAAAAAUUUUUUUCUUCACGGCUUAUUUUUUUACUUAUUUUAAAAGUCAAAAAAAUGGAGGUGCAUAAAACUGAAAUUUUUCAAAAAUUUCGACUCAAGAAAUUUUUUUGAAAGAAAGUUUUUUUCAUGGAUAUGUGGAUAUUCAUGUUAGACGUCUAAAUUCGUUUUUUUUUUAGCACUUUUUCCUUAACUUUUUUUAUUCAAUUUUUUUCAGUAAUUUUUACUAAAUCUUUUGUUUUUAUCAACCCUAAAAUAUUUAUUCAUUUCAAUAGUUUGACCAAAUAAAAAAAUAAAAUUCUGAGUUUUUUUUAAUUACUUGUAAUUUUUUUCUUUUUUCAUGUUUAUCUUAACGUAAUCAUGAAAAAGCUUUUUAAAGAAAUUCCAUAGGAAUUUUGAAAAUUUAAAUUCUAAAAAAACUAGACAUUUUGGCUAUGGAAAACAGAGAGUUUUUGGACGAAUUCAUAGUUUUGUUAAUUCAAAAUUUCUAAAGUUAAAAACUUUUUGAUAACUUUUUUUUAAGGCAGAGUAAGAAUUUUUUUUUUACAUAAAAAGGAAGAUGAAAUUUAAUUCUGAACUUUAGUGAUCCCUAGGUUUAAACUUGAAAAUUGCUUGCUGUAGGAAAAAUGAAGGACCUAUCACGGUCUAAUUUUCAGUUACUUGGCCAGUUUUCAAGAUUUGAAUUCAAGUUAGAUCAAAAACAUCAAUUUUUUAGAGGAGAUUCUUCGGUGAGAGGCGCCAGAGGAGGCCGAAAGCCACGAGGCCGCGGAAGAGGAAAAGGAAAGAAGUUCUAA